Molecule: messenger RNA, 372 nt
Organism: Scaptodrosophila lebanonensis
Lineage: Eukaryota; Metazoa; Arthropoda; Insecta; Diptera; Drosophilidae
Gene: Cpr67Fb
Product: larval cuticle protein LCP-17
Exons: 2
Coding region: 1-372 (123 amino acids)
Cellular component (GO): chitin-based extracellular matrix
Molecular function (GO): structural constituent of chitin-based larval cuticle
Source: RefSeq, a predicted model, not a curated record
AUGUACACAAGCGCCCUUAUCAUUGCUGCACUGUGCUUUGUGGCUACCAGUUAUGCCGGGGAUGAAUCUCAGGCUAUAAUUACAAAAUAUGAAAACGAUAUUAAGCCCGAUGGUAGUUACAACUACGAGUACGGCACCUCGAACAACAUUCAGGCACAGGAAAGUGGCGUCGGAAGCGUAUAUGCUGCAGGCUCCUAUCAGUACACCGCACCAAACGGAGAAAACAUUCAACUAGAGUACACUGCCGAUGUGAACGGCUACCAACCCAAAGGUAACCAUUUGCCAACACCACCACCAAUCCCCGACUAUAUUCUGAAGGCGUUAGCUUACAUUGAAGCGCAUCCGUUCACUAGAAUCCAGUUGAAGAAGUAA